Messenger RNA from Schizosaccharomyces osmophilus, 744 nucleotides. RefSeq names its product CIA machinery monothiol glutaredoxin Grx4 (gene grx4). The transcript has a single exon. Gene Ontology annotation, molecular function: 2 iron, 2 sulfur cluster binding. NCBI's taxonomy places the organism in Eukaryota, Fungi, Ascomycota, Schizosaccharomycetes, Schizosaccharomycetales, Schizosaccharomycetaceae. Bases 1 to 744 code for a protein of 247 amino acids. The record is from RefSeq and is a predicted model, not a curated record.
AUGAGUGUUGAAAUUUCAUCGAUUGAUCACUUUCAAGAAAUCUUACAAAAAGACAAUGAACAAGCCCUUAUACUUAAUUUCUAUGCUCCUUGGGCUGCUCCCUGCCAACAAAUGAACCAGGUUUUCGAUCAAUUUGCCAAAGAUACCCAGGAGGCUACAUUCUUGAAAAUUGAAGCUGAAAAGUUCUCUGACAUCGCCGAAUCUUUUGAUAUUACGGCGGUUCCAUUAUUUGUUUUAAUUCACGGUCAAAAGGUCCUUGCUCGUAUUUCGGGUGCCAAUCCCCAGAAACUCAAAUCCGCCAUCGACGAGUAUAUUCGUCCUAUCAUCCAACAGUCUUCUGCUACACCCUCUUCCAACGGCCCAGACGUCAACGUUGGCUCUGUCCAAACAAACGCCGUCUCUUCUGGUGCUAGUGGCGCAAAGGCCGCUAACGGUUUGGAUGUCGAAACGGAUAACCGUUUACGCACCCUUACAAGCGCCCACGACAUAAUGCUCUUCAUGAAAGGAACUCCUUCCGAACCUGCUUGCGGAUUUAGCCGUAAAUUGGUUGGUAUGCUCCGUGAAAGAAAUGUCCAGUAUGGUUUCUUCAACAUUUUGGCCGACGAUGCCGUUCGUCAAAGCUUAAAGGCUUUUUCUGACUGGCCUACCUUUCCUCAACUCUACAUCAAAGGUGAAUUUGUUGGUGGUUUGGACGUUGUAGCCGAAAUGAUGGAAACUGGUGAAUUUCAAGAAAUGCUCGCUUAA